Messenger RNA from Amoebophrya sp. A25, 1250 nucleotides. NCBI's taxonomy places the organism in Eukaryota, Dinophyceae, Syndiniales, Amoebophryaceae. The record is from the annotation of a GenBank genome assembly.
GGUGCUCCCACUUCUACAACCGCUACGGAAGACAACGGCAGUUCUAGUAGUGGGGCUGGCUCAUCAAGUACUAGUGCAAGAACUAGAACUACAACUACAAGCGACCAUGUAGAAGAAGCUAUAGGAAGUGCAACAGGAACUUCUGGUGUCGGUGCUGAGUCUGUUGUUGAUCAGGGUGUAGUGGCCAGCUCGAGCAUGACCGCAACAGAUGGACAGGAGGCUGGAAUCGUGGAUGACCACGCUGUCUUUGAGGACGACAUUACUGCUUCCACCUCCAUCAUCACUGCAGUUCAGACACCAGGAGGUGCUCGAGAACAGUCGGCGUCGUCCGUUGACCGACCAGGUUCUUCAUUUCGUCAGCGACACUACGUUGUGCCCCCACUCGCGCUGCCGUCUCGGGACGAUGCAUCGGCGAACGAUGCACGUGUUGCUCAUCACGGAGAUGAAUCCGCGAAUCCUGUGGAGAACAGCAGCAUGGACGUCGACUUUCCAAUCGCUGCUGCGCAGAGCACUACUCCUGAUGUGGGCAUAUUGGAACCAGGAGAAGCGAUUAGAACUAGAAGUACAACAACGCGAAGAAGUUCUUCGAAGUUUAGCAUUGCGACGCCUCGGCCACAGAAGUUUAGCAUUGCGACGCCGGAGCCUUCCCCCAGACCCGGUACGGAGUAUUUUUUGUUGAAAAGCCCGCGCGGUGGAGUAGGCGGACAAGCGGAGAUCAUCGAGACUGGCUUACUGGAGGAGCUCGAGGAGGCGGAAGCAGCAUCAGGAGUCGUUGAGCAAGAACAUCAAAGGUACGUACAGGUACAACACGAUGAAGAAAAAGUUGCAACUCCUGAUCACGAUCCGGCAGCUUUCUCAACUGGUAUAACCCCAGAUGUGGAUGCACCAGCAGUGGCAGUGAAUGCGCUGCUCGAGGAAGGUACACAUGAAUCUGCAAGAGCUGAGGUAAAGGCACUAGAUUCAGAGAAGGGACAACAGCUACAAUAUGCUUCGCUAGUUGUACAGGAGGAUGCACUAGCACUUCUACGCUCCCUAGAAAGACGCGUCGUAACAAUACACGACCACGACAUGGACGAGAGAGAUCUUCCCAGUCAAGCCUCCUCGCGAACGCCUCUUCUUUAUUCCUCGAAUAAACAGGAUGGAAAAGAGCUUACUAACAUGGCUGUAGAUCAUCUAGAAGAUGCGAACGAAGCAAGGUCCGGCCGAAUAGAAAAAGACUUCGACAGAUCAGAAGCAGAUGCAAAUAGAGC